AUGGAUCACUCUAGAGAUCCCUGCCCCUGGGUUGCCCUGAGCGACUUCGGUGGUGCUUUCUGUAUGGGUGCAAUUGGUGGUGCAGUAUGGCACGGUGUCAAGGGUUUCAGAAACAGCCCCUACGGAGAGCGUCGGAUAGGAGCCCUCACAGCCAUCAAGGCUCGCGCGCCCGUCCUUGGUGGUAACUUCGGUGUGUGGGGUGGUAUGUUCUCGACAUUCGACUGUGCGAUCAAGGGAAUCCGGAAGAAGGAGGACCCUUACAAUGCUAUUAUCGCUGGUUUCUUCACUGGUGGUGCUUUGGCUGUCCGUGGUGGUGUUAAGGCUGCCAGAAACUCUGCCAUUAUGUGCGCUGUUUUCCUGGCUGUCAUUGAAGGUGUUGGUAUUGGUUUCCAGAGAAUGAUGGCAGACAACACAAAACUAGAGCUUCCUCCUGCUCCCCCAUCUGGCGACAAGGUCGCUGCAUAA
Messenger RNA from Aspergillus bombycis, 465 nucleotides. RefSeq names its product protein transporter TIM17. Gene Ontology annotation, molecular function: transmembrane protein transporter activity. Gene Ontology annotation, biological process: protein import into mitochondrial matrix. The transcript is spliced from 4 exons. The coding region runs from base 1 to 465 and encodes 154 amino acids. Lineage: Eukaryota; Fungi; Ascomycota; Eurotiomycetes; Eurotiales; Aspergillaceae. Gene Ontology annotation, cellular component: TIM23 mitochondrial import inner membrane translocase complex; mitochondrial inner membrane. The record is from RefSeq and is a predicted model, not a curated record.